This is a messenger RNA of Pochonia chlamydosporia 170, 792 nucleotides long. Its product is annotated as RNA cap guanine-N2 methyltransferase. The record is from RefSeq and is a predicted model, not a curated record. Gene Ontology annotation, biological process: 7-methylguanosine cap hypermethylation; 7-methylguanosine RNA capping. Gene Ontology annotation, cellular component: nucleus. Gene Ontology annotation, molecular function: RNA cap trimethylguanosine synthase activity. The coding region runs from base 1 to 792 and encodes 263 amino acids. Lineage: Eukaryota; Fungi; Ascomycota; Sordariomycetes; Hypocreales; Clavicipitaceae. The transcript is spliced from 3 exons.
AUGGGGAGCUCCCAGGUCCCCAAAAUCUCAACAAGCUACGCCAUGGAGCCGGCAGACAAGUUUCCGCUUACAGACGAGUGCAAGCACUACGAGGGCAAACACCAAGUACCAUGGGACAUUCAAAAAUACUUUGCACAGCGCUACUCCAUCUUCUCGUGGUACGAUGAAGGUGUAUACAUGACAGACGAUGCCUGGUUCGGCGUCACCCCCGAACCAGUAGCAAACCAAAUCGCGCGUGAAAUGACCACCAUAGAUUCCUCCAAAGACACCCUCAUAGAUGUAUUCGCCGGCGCGGGCGGCAACACCAUCGCCUUUGCGCUCACCAAGCGCUGGAAACGCAUCAUCGCCAUUGAGCGCGACACCUCAACGCUCGCGUGUGCCCAGAACAACGCCGAGCUGUACGAGGUAGAUCCCUCGGUGAUUACGUGGAUUCACGCCGACAGCUUCGAGUACCUGGACAUUUUGCACAACCGGCCGGAGGAGCUGCACCCAGACCUGAGGAUCGACGUGAGCAGCACGGUGUUGUUUGCGAGCCCGCCGUGGGGGGGACCCGGGUACAGGACAGAUGAGGUGUUUGACUUGACCAACAUGCAGCCGUAUAACUUGGAUAAGUUGCAUUCGUCGUAUAGGAGGAUGGAUCACGUGUUGUAUCUGCCGCGGACGAGCGACAUUCGGCAGGUUGCUGAGUUGGCGCCGGGGGAGAGGAAGGUGGAUGUUGUGCAGUAUUGUAUGGAGGGGGCGAGUAAGGCUAUGGUGGCGUUUAUACCUGGAUGCGGUUCAGAGGGGUCGUGA